Messenger RNA from Stylophora pistillata, 1508 nucleotides. RefSeq lists its product as uncharacterized. Gene Ontology annotation, cellular component: cytoplasm. Gene Ontology annotation, molecular function: protein binding. The record is from RefSeq and is a predicted model, not a curated record. NCBI's taxonomy places the organism in Eukaryota, Metazoa, Cnidaria, Anthozoa, Scleractinia, Pocilloporidae. Gene Ontology annotation, biological process: signal transduction.
UUUCCUUUUGACCAUAGUUACUAUGUUUUGACAGUGGAUGCUUCCCAUAUAUGGUUUCAAUAAUCUUGUUUUUAAAAUUUAUAACAGUCCCGUGACUUCUUCGUCUAGACACCCACGCUAUAUCUUAGUUAGCGACCAGGUCAAGGAAGCAUAAUUCUUCAGGUUUCUUCGCAGAUAUGCGUCUUUAGCCCCAUCGUGGACGGUAUAUCAACCAACGCUGAGCGACUAGGUUGAUGGAAAACUUGAAUGCUCCAGAAUCACUGUCUCCUUCAGCUGGCCCUGAUUCAAACUUUAUCAUUCAAGUGAAUCUUAAAAAGGGCAAAGUGAGUUUUGGUUUUGAUGUCAUUGGAGGUCAAGAGUAUGGCACACAGGUGACAAUAAGUAAAAUUGACAGACGGGGUCCUGCAGACUUGGAUGGUAACCUCCAGGUUGGAGAUGAGAUCCAUUACGUGAAUGGUGUGAAAGUGAUUGGUGCAAAAGGUGGCCAUGUGAUUGCGCUUGUGAAAAAUGCAGAGUUAUUUGGAGAAGUCAACCUUGGCAUCUGUAAAAACUUUGCCAGAUCAGAACAUGCAGUGUGGGUUACUACUUCAAACACCAUGCCCCAGCAGUCUGAUUUAGCAUCAAUGAAACCCCCUUAUCCCCUAAGUGAGGAUCUUAAUAAGCACCAUAGAAGUCCAGCCCAAAGGAACAGUGGAGCAGAGGAAGCAUCUGAUGGAUUUGAAGAAUUCACUGCCAGAAAACAGAACAGGAAAGGAACAAAAGGGAAGAGUGUUGUGGUUUUUAGAAGUGGAGAUGUUGCUUUAAAGGGCUCCAUGGUGCUCAUGCCAAACACUAUUGAAUUGGCUCAGAUCAAGAAAUCACAGAGAGGCCAGUUCAAAACUGGUGUGCAGAUUUCUUCAAAAAUGACGGCUCCUGAAAUAGAGACAAAAUUGAAAAUGAUUUUCCCUAUUUUAAAACAUGAAAGAUUCUACUGUGCCUCGUACAGUAAAAAGGAAGGAAGUAUGUUACUUUUCCAUGGAGUUCCUAGUGUUUGGGAUGGAAAGUCUAUCAAAAAACGAGUUCAAGGAAAUUCAGCACUGUAUAUAUUGAUAGAGGUUACGGGUACAAGUGAAAUAAAAUCACAAGUGAUGCAAUAUUCAAUGCUUGGAGCUCCUCAGAUGAACACAGCAACUGCUCCUGCUCCUGGAGAGGCAACCUUGCAAAGUCAGAAUAUGCCUGAAAUCAGACCUCAGGAUCUGGAUAUCUUGGAUACAUUUUUACAUUCUGAAAGUUGCAAAGAUGUUUUGCAAGAACUUCAAAACUGUAAUGAAAUGGAGGCAAUGGAUACGUCACAACCAAUGAAAACAGAGGAUAUGCCACUUAACACACUAGUACCUUUUGGUGAUGAGAAGAGUGGAAAAUUGGAAAAGUUUCCGUGUGAAUUGAGAUUGUACAAUCUAUUGCCAAUGGAGGUUUCAUCAUCAGCAAUUCUAGCAUGCUUGAGUGUGGAGCUGGCACAGCUUGAAUAA